UCGCUCUCUCUCUCUCUCUCUCUCUCUCUUUGGUUGUCCUUUCCUCCUACCUUUUUUUCGAUUCUUCGUUUUCGAUUUUUUCUUUUUUUUUCCUUCUUUUUCGUUUACACUUUUUCUUAUCGUUUUCUUCCAACUCGAUCCAAAAAAGUUAGUAACCAUGAAGUUAACCGUCACGACAGCCGUUUCCACCAUUGCCGUUGCUAUGGUUGCAUUCAGUCAAACUGCUCAGGCCCAAUCAACCUGUGCUGCCCAGACUGUAUUCGAUUUGUGCAAGCAAAAUGAAGACAAUUAUAUCAAAACCUGUAACCAGGGCGAUUAUGCGUGUCUCUGCAAAUGGCAGAAAGCCAAGGUGUCGUGCUGGGACACCUGUCCAAAUGAUACCGAGCGUGGCACUCAGGAAGCUUUGAUGACAACGUACUGCUCACAACCCGGUGCCAACGUCAGCAACAUCCUCCCUUCAACGUCGCUAGCAUCAAUCUCCCAGUCGGCCAGCAGCACGCCUUCCCCAUCCGCUAGUGAAUCCAACGGUGAAAGUGCCGGCUCGUCGCUUGUUGCUGAAGGCAACGUCGGCUAUGUUGCCAGUACCAUCGUUGCACUUGUUGCAGGCUAUAUGCUCCAAUAGGACCUGUUGAGGCAUGCACGCCCUUUACAGAUCCACACCUCGGUCGUCGUCGGGCGUAAUUCUUAUUAUUUUUAUUAAUCUCUUUUCUCAUACUUGUUUUUUCUCAGCGAGCGGAAAAAACAAACAAACAAGAAGCCUUUUGAUAUAAAAACUUUCUUUUGACGUUUUCUUUCUCCUUAUCUACGA
Messenger RNA from Zychaea mexicana, 808 nucleotides. RefSeq lists its product as uncharacterized. The transcript has 6 exons. The record is from RefSeq and is a predicted model, not a curated record. The coding region runs from base 158 to 622 and encodes 154 amino acids. NCBI's taxonomy places the organism in Eukaryota, Fungi, Mucoromycota, Mucoromycetes, Mucorales, Lichtheimiaceae.